Myxocyprinus asiaticus (Chinese sucker) is the source of this 3088-nucleotide messenger RNA. RefSeq names its product protein mono-ADP-ribosyltransferase PARP12-like. The transcript is spliced from 13 exons. Lineage: Eukaryota; Metazoa; Chordata; Actinopteri; Cypriniformes; Catostomidae. Bases 204 to 2288 code for a protein of 694 amino acids. The record is from RefSeq and is a predicted model, not a curated record. Gene Ontology annotation, molecular function: metal ion binding; NAD+ poly-ADP-ribosyltransferase activity.
CCACACCUUCCAGACUGAGCUCUGCUCGUCAGCAUUGCCAUUGGCACUCGGCUAUUACCAGACAAUCCUCCACCCAUCUGUUGCCAUGACCAUGACCCCUGGGAUAUGUUCAGGGGCAGGAAGGACUGCAAGGGUUGUAAUGGUGAAUCAUCCGGACUGAACUGAACUCCACUGUACUGAUUCACCAGCCAGAAUCCAGCAAAAUGACCGAAGCGUUGAUCAUUAAGACUGUUUGUGCUCAUAAUGGAUCUAUGAAUCAUGAUGAUUUGCUGUCAAAAUUCAGUCCCUUUGAUGAAGUUAUUGAUAGAAUCAUCAACAAGAGUGAAUCUUGUGCUGUUGUGUCUGUGAAUGGACAGAAGAAAGUGAUCAUCAAAACUAAAGUUCGGCUGUGCAGAGCCCAAAACUGCCCGGGCUGUGAAAACGUACAUCUGUGCAAAUUUUAUCUUUACGGUUCAUGUCGCUUUGCUAAAGGAAGGCGAGGCUGUCAUUUCAGUCAUGAUGUGAUGUCAGGUCAGAAUGCAUUAGUUCUAUCUGCUCAUAAUCUGAACAUACUGGACACAAGAGAACUCUGUGUACUGUUACUACAGACUGACAACACUCUCCUACCACCGGUGUGUCAUUCAUAUAAUAAUGGCACAGGACAGUACGGCCGCUGUCAGGACGGAGAGAACUGUAGGAGACUUCACAUCUGUGAGAAAUAUCUGUGCGGGCCCUGUGAAUGUCCCCGAGCUCAUGAUUUCUAUGAGCCUCAUCCACUGAAGACCCUGCAGGACAGAGGAGUGCCCACUGAACUCAUGACCAUCAUGAAGGAGAUUUACUCAAAUAUUCAAGCCCUGAAGAAUCUGUCCAGAUACACAAACACUGAUGGACAGAACAACAGAAGAGGCGCAAACACACAGAACCGAAGGCCCUCGACUACCAUUACUGCAGGCAGGCCCUUCCAUACAUCUAUAGAGAAAACGGAGAUCUGCAUGUAUUUCAUCAAAGGACACUGCAAGCAUGGAGACUUUUGUAGAAAAGAGCAUUCCAGCGUGCCGUAUAAAUGGGAAGUUAAAGAAGGAUCUGAAUGGACAGCUCUUCCUGACAAUGAGGCAAUCGAGAAAGAUUACUGUAAUCCUGCAAAAACAUACAGCUCUGGAAUCAACCCGGUUUAUUUCGAUACGAUGACCCGAGGACUUCACAGUGUGCGCCGGCUGUCUACAGUCCCAUCAGUGAUUCAGCCCACCUUCAUUCUAACCACUGAGUGGCUCUGGUACUGGGAGAACGAGUUUGGAAACUGGAUCCAGUAUGCAACAGCAGAAGUGGGUCACAGGUUGUCAUCCAUCACGAGUGAGGAACUUGAGCAGAAAUAUCAGACUGACAACGGCGCUGUGGUGGAGUUCACAGCCGGAUCACAGACGUAUGAACUCAGCUGCUCAGAUAUGAUCCAGGCAAACAAACGCUACGGAACCAAAAGGCUCAUCAGACGUCGUCCUAAAUUCGUGUCAGCAGCUGAAGUACAAACCAUCAAGACAACUAAAAGAGCUCCGAGUAACUUCAAAGCUCUGCCGACACACUGGAAUAAAGCUCUGACUCCUGACACGGGAUACAAGAGAGUGUCGCUGCAAACUACAGACGGUGAAUACAGUGAAAUCAAACGGCUCUUCAAGACCACCAUGAGUGGCUUCAAAAUUUUGCGGAUUGAGAGAAUCCAGAACAAAGCAUUAUGGGAAGUGUUUCAGUGGCAGAUGGAUCGUAUGAAGAAGAACAAUGGAGGCAGAGAUGUGGCAGAGAAAAAGCUCUUCCAUGGCACAGACCCCAAGCAUGUGGAUGUCAUCUGCCAGGAUAAUUUUGACUGGAGAAUCUGUGGAACUCACGGCACUGCGUACGGCAAAGGUAGUUACUUUGCCAGGGAUGCCAAUUAUGCACACAAGUAUACUGUGGAUUCAGGGACUCGUUCCAUGUUUGUUUGUCGUGUUCUGGUUGGCGACUACACCAAAGGUCAUUCCAGGUACCUCCGGCCGCCCUCCAAAGAUGGAGGAGACACCAUCUUCUACGACAGCUGUGUAAAUGACAUCUGCAACCCAUCAAAAUUUGUUGUGUUUGAAAAGCACCAGAUCUACCCCGAGUAUCUCAUCGAAUACAAAGAUGCAAUUCAGUAUUACUCAGAAAUCCCUGCUGCAGUCCUGAGACCAACGCCAGCGAGGAGAAUAAGACCGGUUUCUGUACACAGUGCAAAUCCCACCUCCAGAAUCGCUCCCUCAAACACCUAUAACCUACCUGUUAACUGGGGUGGCAGGGAUAUUUAAGAGUUGGGACACACAAGUGGUGUAACAACGCCAUGGUGUGAAUUUGGGUGCCAUUUGGGUGAUGCAGUAAUUCUAAUGAAGUAACAGGUGCCACAUAGAAAUGCAAUUUAUGCACUGCAGGUCAACAAUUUACACAUGAGCAACGAUACUAAGAAACUUUAAUAGUCGUUAAAAUGAAAAUUAAAACAUAACAUACAGCAAAAGUAUUUUCUAUGUGGUAAAAUUGCCCAAACGUUCAGGACAUUUCUGAUUUUCUGAAAGUUGGUUGGGACAUAUCCCUACCGUCCCUACCUAAAUCUACACCAAUGCAAAUUAUUAAAUAUGAUAUCAAAUUAACUCAAAAUCAACCUUUAGACUUUAAACGCAAUGAUCUCAUGGAUCAGGAAUAUUUUGUAGUGUAUAGUGACAAACAGGUGUUUAGGAAAGCACUGUGGUAGUUUGUUGGUGUUUAGUGUAUUCAGAGAAAAUCAAAUCAAAAGUGCCUUUUGCCCCGUUGUACCCUAUGACUUCACCGUAUGAAAUAGAGUCGUUUAGUCACAUUUCUGUCUGUACUUUAACAUGUUGUGCAUUUGUUUGAUUUUCCCCUCACAUAUUUGGUCACACAUUUAGCAAAAGAUUAAUGUAAUACAACAUGUCCUGGCUUACUUCACAUUUCAGCUAUUGCAACUACAUUGUAAAAAACAUUUUUAAAUUGUGAAAACCUUUGUAGCCAUGUUUUGUUUUAUGAUUGUGCCAUUCUGUAGAAUAUAACCUACAGUUGAAUAUGAAUCCCAUAAGAAAUAAAAGAAAUGUGUUUUUCC